UUUUGACUUUCCUCCAAACAACAACAUCGAAGUGAAAAAGGAAAGUGCUGAAUUUUUCACGUUUUAAAACUGCACUUGUUGUUUGAAACGUUAAUUGCAUAAUUACGUGGAACAUCAAUUUAAACCUUAUGUUAAAACGUUUGAACUAAGAUCCAAUUGAUUCGCGUAUUUGUUGUGUUAUUGGUUCCAAUAUUCGACACUGUGCAUACGUGCCACCAAAGUUGUUUAUUUAUACUAUAGACCGAUAAGAAUCGAGGGGUAUGGCGGAAGCCCAUGCGGCCGUAGCCUUUUCCUUUUCCAUCACCCACGAGGGUUGGGAUGUGAAUUUGGACCGAGAAGUUCUUAAUUUAGUUUGGCAGAGCGGUGUCAGAUCAUGGAAGAAAAGAAUUGCCAGAUUACUGAAUAACGUGCACAACGGAGUCUAUCCAGGACAUUAUAGCUACCUAUGCGUAAUCAUCGGGAUCGUUUCCGCUAUGCAGCUGAACGGAAUGAGGCCACCGUUCAACUUACCAAAUAAAAUACUAUCUGUAUGUCCCUCUAAUAGUUUAUACUGGCAACUAGGAGCUUGUACGAUAUCUUCUCUCUCAUACUGGUUGCCCGCUGUAUAUUUCCUGAGGUAUAGUCUUAAAGUGCUUUUUAUGUAUAAGGGCUGGAUGUACGAGGCCAAAGGGAAAUAUACAAAACCAUCCUUAAAAACUAAGUUAUGGCUCGGAUUGGUUAAGGUCCUGGGGGGUUGGAACACUCCCAAGUUGUAUAGCUACCAAAGUUCUUUACCCAGGCUUCCUUUGCCCUCAUUACAUGAUACCAUGACUAGGUAUUUAAAAAGUGUACGUCCCUUACUCGACGAUAAAUCCCACGCGAAAAUGGUACUUUUGGCGGAAGAAUUUAAAAACGGCAUAGGCAAAAAGCUGCAACGUUAUUUACUGUUAAAAUCGUGGUGGGCAACGAACUACGUCUCGGAUUGGUGGGAAGAAUAUGUUUAUUUGAGGGGCCGCUAUCCCCUUAUGAUAAAUUCGAAUUUUUACGGAAUCGACGCUAUUAUGCUGCAUCCGACUACGAAUCAAGCCGCUAGGGCCGGCUCGAUCAUUAACUCCCUACUGAUGUUCAGAAGAUUACUGGAUAGGCAGGAGCUCGAUCCGAUACUGAUUCAGGGAUUGGUGCCGUUGUGCUCUUGGCAGUACGAGAGAAUCUUUAAUACAACGAGGAUUCCCGGUGAGGAGGCUGAUAAAAUUGUCCACGUGCGGGACAGUACUCAUAUCGCCGUCUACCAUAAAGGACGGUACUUUAAAGUGAUUAUUUACCAUAGGGGAAGGAUUUUAAGACCGGCUGAAAUACAGAUGCAAAUAGAGCAGAUACUAAAGGACGAAUCUCCCCCGCAACCGGGCGAAGAGAAAUUGGCCGCCCUGACGGCCGGACUUAGAUCCCAUUGGGCCUGGACUAGAGACACGUAUUUCUCGAAAGGUAUAAAUCGAACCUCGUUGGACGCGAUCGAAAAAGCGGCGUUCGUCGUGGUAUUGGACGAUUUUCCUUAUGAAUUCGACAUGGACGACCCAUCAAAACUGGACCAAUAUGGCAAAGUGCUACUACACGGACGUGGAUAUGACCGGUGGUUCGAUAAAUCAUUUACUUUGUGUAUAGGAAACAAUGGUAGGCUCGGCUUUAAUGCGGAACAUUCUUGGGCGGAUGCGGCAGUGGUGUCCCACCUGUGGGAAUGGGUGAUAACCGAAGAAUCAUACGAUCCCCGGUCUGACGCUCCCAUUCUAGCGCACUGCUUGGAAUAUAUUUUGCUUGAAGAGGCUGAAAAUCCACGAUUUGACCACAACGGAAAUACAUUAGGUAAUCCAGAGUUUACGCCACCGCCGCCCAGCAGAUUGAACUGGGAUAUUAAACGGGAGUGCCAAGGAGCGAUCCAGGCCAGUCUGGAUAUCGCCAAUAAGCUCAUCGAAGACAUCGAUCUCAGAAUAUAUGUGCACAACAAGUAUGGAAAAGGAUUUAUGAAGGGAUGUGGUCUGAGUCCGGACGCAUAUAUCCAGAUGGCGUUACAACUGGCUUAUUAUAGGGACGCCGGUAAGUUUUGCCUUACGUACGAAGCCACCAUGACCAGACUGUUUCGAGAAGGUAGGACGGAAACUGUACGGCCGUGCACAGUCGAAUCGUCGCAAUGGGUGAAAGCGAUGGAAAACAAUGAUAUUGCGUUAGAGGAGAAAGUGCGACUGUUGAGGGUGGCUUGUGAAACGCAUCAGAGGGCAGUAAAAGACGCUAUGACGGGCAAAGGUAUCGACCGUCACAUCUUCUGCCUCUACGUGGUGUCGAAAUACCUGGACGUGGACUCGCCGUUCCUCAAAGAAGUGUUGAGCGAGCCCUGGCGAUUGUCCACCUCGCAAACGCCCCACGGACAAACGAAACGGAUGGAUCUCACUAGGCACCCAAAAUGUAUUUCGGCGGGGGGCGGGUUCGGACCAGUGGCCGACGACGGGUACGGUGUCUCCUAUAUUAUUGCCGGGGAAGGUUUGCUCUUCUUUCACAUUUCUAAUAAGAAGAGUUGUCCUACUACGGAUUGCCAUCGAUUCGCUAAACAGAUAGAAAAAGCGUUGGAGGAUCUGCACGAACUUCACACGCAGUACAACCUAUUGACGAAAAAAUAGUGUUUUUUUUCUCUUUUGGUAUUCUUGUUAGACCUCUUAAUGUUAAGUGUCAAAGGUGCGUUGUUAAAGAUACGUAGUUUAAUUUUUAAUAUGACGCUAAUUUAACGUACACAGAAAGUUGAACGGAGAAAUUGAAAAAGAAAUUCACGUCGUUUGAAUUCUUUGACAAACGAGAUCUAAUUUAUUAUGAACCUUUGCAGAUGUAUAUAUAUAUCGAUAAAAUAAAACAUAUACUUUGGUACAAAAAUAAAUGUAUUUUAACGUAAAGACAGUGUGUAUUGUAACGAAAUUAACAAUGCAAUUUUUCCUUUUUAUUAUAUUUUACUGUUAUUCUAAUUUUCACAUUACUUAUACAUUUUCUAAUUUAGGCAAUAAAGGAAAUAUGAUUUGA
Messenger RNA from Anthonomus grandis grandis, 3036 nucleotides. RefSeq names its product carnitine O-palmitoyltransferase 1, liver isoform (gene whd). Gene Ontology annotation, biological process: carnitine metabolic process; fatty acid metabolic process. Gene Ontology annotation, cellular component: mitochondrion. Gene Ontology annotation, molecular function: carnitine O-palmitoyltransferase activity. The coding region runs from base 261 to 2645 and encodes 794 amino acids. Lineage: Eukaryota; Metazoa; Arthropoda; Insecta; Coleoptera; Curculionidae. The record is from RefSeq and is a predicted model, not a curated record. The transcript has 15 exons.